Thalassophryne amazonica is the source of this 2122-nucleotide messenger RNA. Its product is annotated as zinc-binding protein A33-like. Gene Ontology annotation, molecular function: zinc ion binding. The transcript has 5 exons. The record is from RefSeq and is a predicted model, not a curated record. Bases 401 to 1684 code for a protein of 427 amino acids. Lineage: Eukaryota; Metazoa; Chordata; Actinopteri; Batrachoidiformes; Batrachoididae.
CUCAAUGUACAUCUUAAAAGAACCAAACAAACUGGUAAAUAAAUCUGAUGUUCAUUGUUUUUAUGAUAAACUGGGAAAGUGAGAAAUGUUUUUCCUGAUGGGGCAGAAUAAAAACUGCUGUGAUAGGGUUAAAAAAAAAACAAAAAAAAACAAUCAGUCCAGAGCUCCUCCCUCCUUUUAUGUACUGGAAUCAGGAAGACAUGACUUAAGACAGGAGCUAGUUUGUGCCUUAAAAUAGAACAUCAAGAAGACAAUACAGCAAACAUAACAGGUUGUAAAGGUGUUCUAUUUAAUUUAUUUGGAGACAGAACCUGAGGACAGGCUGGUAAGAACGACUGAGCCUUUAUGUGAAUGUUAGUUCUGAGUGGAUCGUAAGACCAGAAGAGGAAGAAGCUGAAGAAUGGCUGCGAACGUGUGUCUGCCUGAGGAGGACUGCACCUGCAGUGUGUGCCAUGACAUAUUCACAGACCCGGUUGUGUUAUCAUGCAAUCACAGCUUCUGUAAAGUUUGUCUCGAGGACUGGUGGAGAUGGAGUGAGCUUCAGUUAUGUCCCAUCUGUAACAAACUGUUCCCCAUAUCCCAACCUCCUGUCAGUCUGGCACUGAGAAACUUGUGCGAGACAUUGAGGAAAGAGAGGAGUCAGGGACCUCCCUUGGAGUCAAUGGAGACCUCCGAGCCAAAGGAGACAUCUGAGCCAAAGGAGACCUCUGAGCUAAAGGAAUCCUCUGAGCCAAAGGAGUCCUCUGAGCUAAAGGAAUCCUCUGAGCCAAAGGAGUCCUCUGAGCCAAAGGAGACCUCUGAGCUAAAGGAAUCCUCUGAGCCAAAGGAGUCCUCUGAGCCAAAGGAGACCUCUGAGUCCAAGGAGACCUUCGAGCCAAAGGAGGCCUCUGAAUCAAUGGAGACCUCCCAGUCAGAUGAGAUCUCUGAGUCAAAGGGGACCUCCAAGCCAAAGGAGACCUACGAGUCAAUGGAGAUCUGCAGUCUACACGAUGAGAAACUGAGACUAUACUGCAAAGACGAUCAGCAGCUCAUCUGUCUCAUUUGUCAGGACACCAGACAACACAAGAACCACGACUGUGUCCCUCUCAAUAAAGAAGCAGAAAACCAUAAGACCGACCUUAACGUCCAUCUAAUGCAUCUAAAAGAGAAACUGAUGAUGUUUCAAAAAGAAAAAGACACUUGUGAUAAACUGGCCGGACACAUCAAGGUUCAGUCACAUCAGACAGAGAAGGUGAUAAAGAAGGAAUUUCAGAAGCUUUACCAGAUUCUGCGAACAGAGGAAAUUGCUCGGAUUGAAGCGGUGAAGAAAGAGGAGACACUUAAGACUGAUGCAAUGACCAUCAGGAUCGAGAACUUGAAUGCAGAGAUCUCCUCACUCAGUGACAAAAUCAAAUCCAUCGAGGAGGCGAUGAAGGACAAAGACCUCUCAUUCAUGCUGAAUGUCAAAACAGCUAUGGAGCGGGCAAAAUGCGACCUGUCGGAGCCAAGACCCCCGUCCUCAGCCCUCAUCAAUGAGGCUGAACACGUUGGGAACCUGCUGUAUAAAGUCUGGAUGAAGCUAAAGAGCACAAUCCAGUACAGUAAGCAACAUGUCAUUUCCCCAUCAUCAAAUUUUGACCUUAAUAUACAACCCUGGCAAAAAUAUGGAAUCACCGGCCUCGGAGGAUGUUCUUCAGUUGUUUAAUUUUGUAGGAAAAAAAGCAGAUCACAGACAUGACACAAAACUAAAAAAACUGUAUCAGUUUUGAUUUAUUGCUUGGCAUUUAGAGUGAUUUUCUGUUGCAUGUGGAAUAAAAGAAAAAGUUCCAAGCAGUUUUUGUAUGUGCACCAAUAUUGACAUGUAACUCAUGAGUGAGUUUUCACACAAAUAAAUGAAUGAAUAAUUUGAAUGCCUUAUAGUUUAUAAAGGGUACGCUCGAAGUGCUGCGCUGAAAUAUCUCCAAAUCUUGUCGAGCAACAAAUGUGCCAUCGUUGAGAUCUGUGUGUGCAUACGGGCAUUUUGUCUCACAAGUCAAACUGGAAAAUUCCAAAGCGUCAUCAACGAAAACAAACAACAAAAAAAUUUCCAUCUUGAACCAAUUGACUCGAGGAAAAAGAAACCAAAUACUGUCAUCACAUAAGG